UCUGACAAAUAUAGAUGAAUUUAAUUAGGUGUAAACAUUUGUACUUGUAAUGUAAAACAGUACAUGAUUUUAUACAUUUCCUGAAAUCAGUGGAUGGUGAAAGCGUUCAAGGGUGAUAGAAAGUACACAUUAAAGACAGAAAAAGAUAUAAUUAAACAGCCAUAAAGUAGGAAUGGAAAAAAUAGAUACGGUGUAAAAACAUCAUGUGAAAAUUGGGUAAAAUAAUGGGUUAGAAAUAUGCAUGCCGUUAUUGAAAGAGACAAAUUGAUCAGUGAGAGUAGUCAGAAGGAAGAAGAUAAAAAUGAGAAAGAAGAAAAGAAAGAAGUAGUUGAUACUCAGGAAGAAAUAGUUAAUAGUCAGGAAGAAUUAGGUAAUAGUCUGGAAGAAGUGAUUAAUAAUCAGUAUGAGAUUCUGGCUGCAGAGACCGUGGUAUCAGGAUUCUCAGAACUAGUUGACAAAUCUGCAAGGGAGAUAACUUUCUCUGGGGAAUAUUACACCUCAAAUACCAACGAUUAUGACAGCUAUGGUGCUGUUAUGACUGGAUUGAAAAACAAUGAUCUGGCAGUCGUCAAACAUGUAUUACGAACAAACAGUUGGUUACCCAAUCAUCCGUGUCGGGAGACGCUGUGGAUGCAGAUCUGUAAAUAUUUACAUAAAGCUAAAGGAGAUGUGUACACAGAGUUAGAAGGGGAUCUACUAGGUGACAGAAAAAUUAAAGAUGUUCAACUACCUUCAUUUGUGGAUUUUGACAAUUUAAUGACCUACCAUUUAUCUGUGGAUGGAGUUCAACAAUUACAUAAAAUACUGGCAAUCUUACACCAUACUAAUCCCGAUAUUACAUACAGCCCAUUAUUAUAUCCCUUACUUAGCAUAUUUUUACAUUACAUGACUCCAUCAGAUGCUUAUAACUGUAUUUAUGGACUCCUGACAUCCAAAGAGACUUUUAUCAUACAGACCAAAGUGGCUUAUGAAGCAUCAAAACGGGUUAUGAGAGAUCUCACCAAAAAGUUUGCUAAAUCAGCUUAUGUCCAUUUAGUGCGGAACUGUAACACCAAAGAUAUAGAUACAGUAUUUGAUUCCUGGUUAUGGUGGUUAUUUUCUGGAUUACCAUUCCAUUACAUGAUUCGUGUUGUUGAUUGUUUUUUGUUGGAGGGUGUCAAAGUAUUCUACAGAACAGCUUUAUCAAUACUCAUACUAUUUACAAAAUACUCUGGGAAAAGAACAAGUGGUGCUCCAAGAGAUUUUAAUGGUUUAUCCAGUGUUCCUCAGAAUCUUCUACAAUUUUGUCAGGAGAUGCCUUUCAAAAUAGAAAAAAUGCUUAAGGUAGGAUUUGGUAUCCGUGGCUUAACAAGAAAGGAAAUUAAGAAGCUACAACUGAAACAUGAAAUGUACUUGAACAGUCGCAAUUUCCUAAAUCAUGAAAUGCAUCGAGUGGCGUCCCAUCAUUCCAUAACUCGUUCAACAAGUGGACCAUUAGCUUUACACAACAUUUCGUCUAUCAAUUCCAGUGUUAUAACCUCUGAUAUGCCAUGCAGUAAAAUGAGAUCACAUUCUGUUGGAAUUUUGGCUCUCCCUCAUAUUGAUUCAAGAGCCAUGAUGAUGGAAGAUCUUUAUACAAUAUGGACAUGGUUACCACCACGGUUUGCUGUCUGUCAACCAGAGUUGUUGUAUACAUCAGAAGAACAUGGCACAAGUCUAAUGACAUUGUAUUCCAGGGUAGAAUCCUACCAACCAACACUCAUAUUUAUAAAAACAACUACAGAUGAGGUGUUUGGUGCCUUUUGUUCUAAUUACUGGAGAGACAGACGACAGAGCUCAAGAAAACUCUGCUAUUUUGGGACAGGAGAAACAUUUAUUUUUACCUUGAGUCCAAAGAAGAAAAAGUAUGAGUGGGUUGGACUUCAUGAAGAAGAGAUACCCAACACUGCACACAUGUUCUUAGCUGGAGACAAUAGUGUCUUAACAAUAGGAGGAGGACAUGGUGAAGCCAUCCAGUUAGAUGCUAACUUAGAACAUUGUCGUUCUCAACAUUGUGAUACAUUUGACAAUGAACCCCUGUGUUCUAAUCAAGACUUUACUUGUAAAGUGGUCGAAGUUUACGGAUUUCAUUAAACAGACGAAACGAGAAGAUUUUGUAGAAGUUAUGAUUUUUUUUAAUGUUCAUAUUGUAAAGAUUGAGAAAGUUGCAAGCAACUGGACAGAAAUAUAUUGGAAUUCAAAUAAGGUCAAUCAUAUAUGGUAUUUUAAACAGAUUUUUUACUAUAUGGCAUACAAACAGGCGUGACACAUUUUAUUUUUCAAACUGUGUAAUGCAGGAUAAGUCAAUGAAUGUGUACCUUAUGGUCUUUACUUGAAACUCAACAUGAGGUAUAUGUAGAAUUAAGCUUUUGUAUGAAAAUUUGAUUACCGUAACUUUAGAAAAAUGUGAAAGUGACAUCAGUGGAAAGGGUAAAAAUAGAUGUGCCGAUACAGAACAAUGUUAUGUAGAAACUAUUUACAUUUCUUCACUAUGUUUAUUAUGUUAUUUUGUUGAUUUAUUUUGUUAUAAAACAAUUGUCAUUCCAUUUUCAUUGCUGUUAUAUAGGAAUUUAUCUUAUAAUUUUAUUCAAUAGAGUAGAAAAUUAGUAUUAAGAAAGUUAUUUUAAAAUGGCACAGUUUUAUGUUUCAUCCAAAUUAGUUUUCAAAUUAGUGUUUUUAUGAAUUAAAAGAACUACCCUGGUAUGUUAUCAGAAAUUUAGCAAUACCGUUUUAUAUUUUUAAUUGAAAAUUACUUCCUGACACUACUUAUAUCUACAAAAAUGAUAUGUUUUAUUUUAUUAACAAAUCAUCAUGAAAUUUUUAUAUUCAGUCAUGACCAUACUUUGGCCUAUAAUGAUUUACUUUUAGAAAUUGUGAACUUAGAUGGAGAGUUGCCUCAUUGACACUUAUACCACAUCUUUUUAUAUCUAUGAUAGAAAACACAUAGUGUAUUUGAAUGGAAAUUAAAAAUAAUUUUCAGUAACUAUUUUAAUUGAUUUGAAAAGGAGUAGCAUGUUACUCUAAAGAAUGUGAUCAAGCAGUUAUGUACAUUACAAAAGUCAGUUGCAUUUAAUUUUUAUUCUAAUCAAGUUUUGUAAGCAAACUUCUUGUAAUUUGUAAAAAAACAAUCCUGUUUAUGGAAUAAAAAAAAAUAAUUUAGAAAUGGUAAAUAUGAAAGGGUAGUAGGUUCAUCAAAUAUCUGUUUAUAAGUCAGCAAAACUUUUAAUUACCUCGUUAUAUGGUAGUAACUUUAUUAAAUCAGGUUGUCAUGAGAUUCUAAGGGGUAUAUGUGAAGAAAUCGGCAUUAUUUAGAUUACAAUAUUGAAGUCCUCAUAACAAACAGGUUUAAAAAUGUUUGACUUUUCCAAAUGGAAUAUUUAUGCUUUAACAUUUUAUGUAAACAUUGUUGAUUAGUUGCGUCUUCAUAAUAAUUGUAUUUGAAUAUGCAUACUGCUUUUGUGUACUUCAAAUGCAAACUAUUGAAAAUUGAUAUAGAUUUAAGACUAAAAAAUCACACAAGUACUUUAUUUGUAAUAAUAAACUUGAUUUUUGUUUUUUGUUAGGUUUACAAUUCUGUAAUAAAUGUAGACAAGAUUAGAGUUAAGCUAACAUUAUUGUAUGUCAGAAAAACAUUUCAUUCUUUGUCAUGUCAAUUAGAUUGAUGACAGUUUUUACAACUUAUGUAAAAGGAAAAACAUGUAUUUUAGGGCUUUUUUGCCCCAGAAAGUUCACUAAAAGCAUAAAAUCGUAUGAUUAUCAAUCACAAUUUUAAAAGACUUCAGAAGAAAAGUUUUAUGAACAUUUUAGUAAUGACAUUAUAAUAAUGAUAUAUUCUGAUAGUGACGUCAUUAGAAAGAUAUGUCAGUCUUUUAAGAAAAGUAGGCAAAAUACAGGAAUAUUCAUAUAAAGUAACAGAUAGUGUAAUGUCCAAAAGAUUUUUUUGCUAUCAAAAGAGAAACGCAAAACAAACUUAACAUGUUUUGAAUGGGUUAGUUCUUUAUAAUAUUUCCAAAUAUGUACAAUUUUAAACCAUUUUGUGUAAAUGUGAUAUUUUACUUUAUUAAUUGUCAUUGCAUGGCUUUGUUUAAUUGACAAAUGAAAACAAAUAAUUUGAAACCAAAACUGCAAUGUUUAUAUAACCUGUCAAAAGUAAUCUUAAGAUGCCUGCUUUGUACAAACCCAGUAUGCUUAGCAUGAUUUGUUAUUUGUCAGCUUUCAAGGUAAUCAGAAGAUAUGGCUCCUAUUUAAUGAGUGCAUAGUGAAAAAGAUGCCAAAUUAAUAUUUAAUCAUGUGUAUGGAGAUUUUUAUAAGUGAACAGAUUAAUUAAGAUGCAGACUGAUAGCUAUAAUGUACCCAUCAUAUCAGUAGUUUUUUGCUAGUUUUAUAAGCCUAAUUUAUAAAAAAUUGUAUUUGUAUGUUUGUGAUAUAGUGAUCGUCAUUUACCUUGUAUUCAAUUUUGGAAACAAAUAAACUCAAAAGGCUAGUUUUCUGUUAAACAUUGAAACAUUUUUGAGAUAAUAUAUAUAUAAUCAGUACAUGCAGUAGUUGCGCAUCUUUAUUAACAUUUCACAAUGUGUUGCUACGUUGUGAUUAAAACAUGAUAUGCUUUGUGUUUAAUCUAGUCAAAAAGCAAGUUAAUUUAAGAACAUGCCAAAUAUAUAGUAUUUUCCUAAAAUAUUGAGAAGGAGAAUACAAAACUUUAAUUCAUAUCGAAACAGGUCAUCAUUUUCAUAUUUAUUUUUCUGGUUUACUUUUGUAUUUUAGACUUCUUGUUUAUUGUUGUUUUUGAAAAUUAAAUUCAAUUUUUUUUCUUUUAAAAGAAGUAUCAUAAACACAUUUAUCUCAAUUCCCAAUUCAAUGUGUUGUGGCACUGAAAUUUUAGAUUUGGGUUUGCACUAUUUUGACAACUAGAUUUUUCAGAGAACAUAAAAUGAUGAUUUUGUACGCCAAAAAUAUUGAUUUAUAUAUCAUAACUCAUAAACAAUGGCUUAUCUUUCUGUAACUGGAGUAAAAUGAUAGUAGUUCAAAUGUGUAAUUAGAUGAUAGUUGUUUAAAUAUAAUUAGAAAUUACUCAGAUGUUAUAUUUCUUUUUGUAAUCACAGGAUUCCACCCAUAGUAGAUGAUCAUUAUAUGUGCAAUAAGAUAUUGUUUUGCAUCAUGUAUAUUUAUAGAAAACACUUGUGGUGUAUUCAAAGAAUAAAUUCUCAAAAGAA
This is a messenger RNA of Mytilus trossulus (common blue mussel), 5231 nucleotides long. RefSeq names its product GTPase-activating protein skywalker-like. The record is from RefSeq and is a predicted model, not a curated record. The coding region runs from base 238 to 2112 and encodes 624 amino acids. NCBI's taxonomy places the organism in Eukaryota, Metazoa, Mollusca, Bivalvia, Mytilida, Mytilidae. Gene Ontology annotation, cellular component: nucleus. The transcript has 11 exons. Gene Ontology annotation, biological process: response to oxidative stress.